AUGGCUAGAACGUGCUAUCGCCAAGGCUAUGGCUACUACCGCUGCGGGAACUCAGCAUGGAAUAACUGGGUACGCUGGGUAGUCCUCGUAGUAGUCGUCGUGGGUUUCUUACUUCUCUUCGUACUAUGCUCUUGCCUUACAGCUCGUCGCCGCCGCAAAGCUGGUCGCCAACCCUUCUACGGCACAGGUUGGGCCGCGCGCCCAGGCGCCUACAACAACAACCAAACCGCCGCACCCUACUACAGCAACCAGCAGCAACCUGCACCGCCAUACUCUGCCGCCACAAACAACAACAACGGUUACUACGGCGGCGGAGGCGCGAAUAGCAGUUACUAUGGCCAGCAGAACGGUGUUGAGCUUCAGACUCCCCAGCCUACGUAUGGUGGAGGGUACGCGCCACCGCCUGGCCCGCCACCACACAAAGCUUGA
Alternaria burnsii is the source of this 429-nucleotide messenger RNA. Its product is annotated as chitin synthesis regulation congo red resistance rcr protein. Gene Ontology annotation, biological process: vesicle-mediated transport. Bases 1 to 429 code for a protein of 142 amino acids. Gene Ontology annotation, cellular component: intracellular membrane-bounded organelle. NCBI's taxonomy places the organism in Eukaryota, Fungi, Ascomycota, Dothideomycetes, Pleosporales, Pleosporaceae. The transcript is spliced from 2 exons. The record is from RefSeq and is a predicted model, not a curated record.